AUGUUCAGAUCACUAAUAAGACCUUUCAAUGCACAAAGAAGUACGCUUUUGAAGCCAUCUAAUGCUCCUGUGACUCUUCCUAUGAGGAGUUUUUCGCAAUCAAUUGUCAACUACAAAACAAACACUUCCACAUAUACCAAAGAGAAUGUACAUGACCUUAAGACAUUUCUCACGUUGAUCGGACGCAACUGCGUUGAGCACUUGGAUUUGUUUGAAGGUGACUUGAACAAGUUUAUUGAAACACCAAGUAAGAAAAUGAAGGACAUGGGUAUUGAUACUAGAACCAGAAGAUACAUGUUGAGAUGGAAACAUAAAUUUGUCAACGAUCUAGAACCAUUAAGAGAACAUAAACGAGGAGUCAAAAAGAAUGGUGGUGAAAGAAAAGCCAAGACUGUAAAGGCAAAGAGAAGGGCAUUGCAAAGAUUGGAAGAUAAGGAGAAGUUUAGUCAAGAGGAAAUGGAUGCAGAACACAGAGGUGAAAGAUUAUUUUAA
Messenger RNA from Lodderomyces parapsilosis, 492 nucleotides. Its product is annotated as mitochondrial 37S ribosomal protein mS41. Lineage: Eukaryota; Fungi; Ascomycota; Pichiomycetes; Serinales; Debaryomycetaceae. The coding region runs from base 1 to 492 and encodes 163 amino acids. The record is from RefSeq and is a predicted model, not a curated record. The transcript has a single exon. Gene Ontology annotation, cellular component: mitochondrion.